AUGCCGUGUGCCUCGGUCACCGACCGUUUGAUGCUCCUGCUCAGUGCUUUCAACUUACUGCCUCAGGCGAUUCCGAUGCUAUGGGGACAAGACACCCUUCUGACCAUGCUCUCCAGUGAUGAGAAGGCGAAGCUGGAGUCGUCGGGCUUCGCCACAUGGUGCAUUAUGCCGCAUUUGGGCUGCUUGCUCCUAGUCCUUGCCCUUCUUUGCGUGUUGGCGACCCAGCUGGACCGCAAACCGCGCUGUGCCAUGCAUUCUGUGCUUUUGGUCUACAACGGCUCCUCGAUCUACUAUCACUACAGGAUGAUGCUGGUACAAGGCUCCAGGGACUUAGUAAACAACUUAUAA
This is a messenger RNA of Symbiodinium sp. CCMP2456, 348 nucleotides long. Lineage: Eukaryota; Dinophyceae; Suessiales; Symbiodiniaceae. The record is from the annotation of a GenBank genome assembly.